CUCUCUCUCUCUCUCUCUCUCUCUCUCUCUCUCAUGGAUACCUUCAUCAACCGCUCAGAUUUCACCACCAGUGGCCCACACGACAGUUCCUCCCCAACAUGCAGUACUACCCGUCGGGCAGCGUCGGACGAGGAAAUAUACACCACCGUCGCAUCGACCGGUCCGAAGCGGCGGGCCGGCCGUACCAAGUUCCGGGAGACACGCCACCCGGUCUACAAGGGCGUGAGGCGCCGGAACUCCGGCAAGUGGGUUUGCGAGGUGCGAGAGCCGAACAAGAAGUCGCGGAUAUGGCUUGGAACGUUUCCGACACCGGAGAUGGCUGCACGGGCUCAUGACGUGGCUGCCAUAGCUCUCAGAGGCCGCUCUGCCUGCCUCAACUUCGCCGACUCUGCAUGGCUCCUGCCCGUGCCGGCAUCUACCAAUGCCAGAGACAUACAGAAGGCUGCUGCAGAAGCUGCGGAAGCUUUCCGCCCUCCAUCGCACUCCGAAGCAGUUACUGGCAGCAGCGACUACGCAAGACCGGAGAAUGUGACUGUUCCGCCGGAAGUGGAUGUGUUUUACAUGGAUGAGGAGGCUGGCACGCCGGGGCUGAUUGCGAACAUGGCGGAGGGAUUGCUGCUUUCUCCACCUCCUUAUGAGGGAAGUGGGUCCCAGUGGGAUGAUGAUAUGGAAGAUGAUGCUGACGUGUCACUGUGGAGCUACUCUAUUUGAGUGUUGCAGGAUGUGAGGUACUGUUAUAUGGUUGACGUGCCCCGUUUUUUUGUGUUGGUACGGACGGAGAGUUUCCUUCCGAUAUGUAGAUAGUGGAUUGUAGCGGAGUUACAGUUAUUACAGUUGGCAGUUGCAAUUAUU
Magnolia sinica is the source of this 852-nucleotide messenger RNA. Its product is annotated as dehydration-responsive element-binding protein 1B-like. The transcript has a single exon. Gene Ontology annotation, molecular function: DNA binding; DNA-binding transcription factor activity. Gene Ontology annotation, biological process: regulation of DNA-templated transcription. The record is from RefSeq and is a predicted model, not a curated record. Lineage: Eukaryota; Viridiplantae; Streptophyta; Magnoliopsida; Magnoliales; Magnoliaceae. Bases 34 to 711 code for a protein of 225 amino acids.